GUUAAAAACAUACAUAUCGCGUGCAGCAGAGAAUCUCUCGCAGGAAAUAGUUUUGCUCAUCGUGUUUUGAUAAAAUGUGGCAUCUGACUGAAUGAUCAGGAACUGAGAAAAGAAAGAUACUUAAGUUUUAAGCCUUUCGUUUUUUAACACUGAGUCAGGUGCUAAGAUAUUUGAUCAUCGUGUAUAUGAAAUGAUUCCUGAAGUACCAUGCUAAUGAAUUUGAUAAUGUUUGCCCUACCAUGUGUAGCAUACACCUACGAGAACAUUGCUUUACAUAAGAUUGCUUGGCAGUUACACCCAUACAACCCUCACAUUGGGAACGCAUCCAACGCUGUUGAUGGAUUCAAAACAAACUUUUCGGCUUUUGGGGGCCAGUGUACACUAUCUGCAGAUGGUCAGUAUGAAGCUGUGUGGCGUGUUGACCUUGGAGCCGUUCUAGGGAUCCAUCACAUCACUAUAUAUUACAGGACCGGCAAUUAUCCAUGGGGUCCUGAUAAUGGGUUUACCACCAGAUUCUUAGGAUUUUCUGUGUACAUAUCAAAUACAACUGACAAAGAGAACGGGGUUCUCUGUUUUAAGGACGACACGUUUACUAGGUACACCAUCCCAGCUGUGAUAACAUUGAACUGUACUAACCACGGUAGAUACGUCAUCUACUACAACAACAGGACAUCAAGCAGCAUUCCACCUGACUACUCAAUAUAUGCUCACAACGAACUGUGUGAGUUCGAAGUAUAUGGUUGUCCAACUCCUAAUUGCUAUGGCGAAGAUUGUUCUCAAUCGUGCCAAGAUCAGUGUAUGGACAGCCGGUGUCACAUAGAGACUGGUGAUUGCUUUGGAUGCAAAGUUGGAUAUCAGGGUCCUACCUGUGAUCAACCUUGUCAGAAAAACACGUAUGGUUACGGAUGUUCAAUGAUCUAUGGGCUUUGUGUGAAUGGAGAACAGUGUUACCAUGUCAACGGAACUUGUCAUAAUGGUUGUGAGGCUGGCAUUUACGGGAGUCAUUGUCAAAUGGAAUGCCCUCAAGGGUUAUACGGAAGAAACUGUUCGAACAAAUGCAGUGAAAAAUGCUUCAUAUACAAGGAUUGUAACAUAAAGACCGGUGUCUGCUUCGGGGGAUGCGCUGUAGGGUGGAAACCACCAAUGUGUAAUGAAGAAUGUGAUGACGGAACAUUUGGAACAAAUUGCAGCAAUUACUGUGGUCAUUGUCAUCAAGGACAGUCAUGUGACGUGGAGACGGGAGCGUGCCCAAAUGGAUGUGACUCAGGAUACAAAGGGAUCCACUGCAACGAGUCAUGUGCCCAUUCAUUCUACGGACCAAAUUGCAGAUUGAGGUGCAGCAACACCUGCAUCAACCGGACAUGUGAUGCUGAGAAAGGCAGCUGUGAUAUGGUUCAAAACGAAAUUGGCCACAAAAAUAGCAGGGCAUCUGAUAUUAUUGGUGAAUCCAGGGAAAUCCUGUUUGCAGUGUUAACUGCUCUUGUUGUAGUAUUUGUUUAGAAGGAUUGAGUUGAACUAAUCGAUAAAAAAAAUUCUCGACUUUCUACACAACAGGUAAACAAUUGUAUACAUCGAAAUUCAAGACUGGAGGACAGCGAGAAUGAUUACAAUGAUGGAAAGAUACAGAAUCGAACAUCAAACUCCUCCUUUUGUUCCUAAUUUUAAAAGCCUGUGUAAAAAUAAGCAAAACAAUAUCAUGCGUAUUACGAAUGAUAUAUUCUUAGAGUCGGGGCUCAAUGUUGUUUGUACAUUAUUUAAGGAAUAAGGACUCAUUCUGUAUUAUGAGUGGUAAUUUCGGUCGGGUCGUGGUCAAAUCCGAUAAAGUCCGAUAACGCCCGAAGGGCUUUAUGAUAGAUUUGACCACGCCCCGACCGAAAUUAUCACCUCAUAAUAUUCGAAGAAUGAUUCCUGAUUACUUAUAUUAUUUGCAAUUUGUACAUUUGAAAGCAAUAUUGUAUCAAAACCAUUAAUUUAUGAAGCACAUGGUAUGUAUUCGUACGCGGCGCAGCCAAUACCGUUUUUCGAUUAUGCUAUAAGACACGACCAUUUUGUGUCACUCAUGUUUUAUGAAGUUAUUGGGUUUUAGUGUUCAAAAUUGAUUCGUGAUGUUAUCGAAGACAAGGACAGUUGAAAAUGUAAAUAUAGUUAUAUAUUUU
This is a messenger RNA of Magallana angulata, 2156 nucleotides long. Its product is annotated as cell death abnormality protein 1-like. Bases 208 to 1500 code for a protein of 430 amino acids. The transcript has 12 exons. The record is from RefSeq and is a predicted model, not a curated record. NCBI's taxonomy places the organism in Eukaryota, Metazoa, Mollusca, Bivalvia, Ostreida, Ostreidae. Gene Ontology annotation, molecular function: scavenger receptor activity.